AUGUCCGCCGCUGUUAGAGUCGCGCAGACGUCCCAGGCGUCUAUCAAGUCCUUGAUCACGCUCAUGAACAAGUCUUGCGCCUGCCCCGCCCACUCCCAAGCCCGUCGCGUCCUCCAAAACAACAACUCUGCAUCCGACGCCACGAGCAAACACCACCACCACACCAAGGACUGUUCCCACGCAAGCCACGCCGACACCGAGCACGAGUACGCCUUUGAGAUGGCCUCGUCGACCAUGCGGUUCGGAGAAGGUGUCACCCGCGAGGUGGGCCAAGACCUGGUCAACAUGAAGGCCAAGAAGGUCCUUGUCAUGACCGACCCCAACAUUGCCAAGCUGCCCGUUAUGAAGACUGUCAUCGAGUCCUUGACGGCCAACAAUGUCCCCUUUGUGGUCUACGACAAGACCCGUGCUGAGCCUACGGACAAGAGUUUCAUGGAUGCUAUUGCGUUCACGAAGGAGCAUCGUCCAGAUGUGUUUCUUGCGGUUGGUGGUGGGUCGGUCAUGGAUACCUGCAAGGCGGCCAACUUGUACUAUAAUUACCCUGACGCAGAUCUGCUGGAGUUUGUGAACGCCCCCAUUGGCAAGGGUAGUGUCAUCACCAAAGACCUCUCCCCCCUGAUCGCCAUUCCCACGACUGCGGGAACGGGAAGCGAGACCACAGGAACAGCGAUUUUCGACUAUGAGCCCCUCCGCGUCAAGACAGGCAUUGCCAACCGCAAAUUGCGCCCCACCCUGGGAAUCGUCGACCCCCUCAACACCCGCACCAUGCCCAGUCAGGUCAAAAUCGCGUCUGGUCUCGAUGUUCUCUGUCACGCGUUGGAAUCCUACACUGCCCUGCCUUACACUGAACGCACCCCUCGACCUGCUAACCCUGCUGAAAGACCUGCCUAUCAGGGAUCGAACCCCAUCUCGGACAUCUGGUCGUUGGAGGGUUUGAGAUUGACGGUCAAGUAUCUCGCUCGGUCGGCGAAGGAUCCUUUGGAUAUGGAGGCUAACUCUCAGAUGUGUCUUGCUGCCGCGGCUGCCGGAACUGGAUUUGGAUCCGCUGGUGUCCAUUUGUGCCAUGGCAUGAGUUAUCCCAUCAGUGGAUUAAACAAGACAUACAAGCAUCCCGAGUACAAUGUCGACCACAGCAUUGUCCCCCAUGGAAUCUCCGUGGCGGUAACGGCCCCAGCUGUCUUCAGGUACACAGGCGCAGCCUGCCCCGACCGUCACUUCAAGGCCGCCGAGAUCUUUGGUGCCGAUCUGACCAAGAUCCGGAAGGCCGAGUCUGCUGGACCCCUGUUGGCAGAUCAAUUGACAAAGUUCUUGGAGGACUUGGGAGUCCCUAAUGGUAUUGGUGCGUUGGGAUACACCAAGGCAGAUAUCCCUGCGCUGGUCAAGGGAACGUUGCCCCAGCAUCGGGUCACCAAGUUGGCGCCUUUGGCUACGGGUGCUGAGGCGCUUGAGAGGAUCUUUGAGGAUGCUAUGAAGAACUAUUAG
Messenger RNA from Linnemannia hyalina, 1482 nucleotides. Lineage: Eukaryota; Fungi; Mortierellomycota; Mortierellomycetes; Mortierellales; Mortierellaceae. The record is from the annotation of a GenBank genome assembly.